This is a messenger RNA of Amoebophrya sp. A25, 3794 nucleotides long. NCBI's taxonomy places the organism in Eukaryota, Dinophyceae, Syndiniales, Amoebophryaceae. The record is from the annotation of a GenBank genome assembly.
GAUGUGUUCGACUACAACCCCUACAUCGUAGUUUCAUAAACUCACGCACAACGAGAGACAGACGAGAGUAGGACAUCUUGGCGUCGGCUCAGCGAAAAAAAUUUAGUCGCAGCAGCAGUUUUUAAACGCCCCUCAUGUUGCUACUUGAUGUUCUUGACGAGAAGUAGAAAGGCAAAGGUCAAGAAGACGAUGAUCAACAUCAACCAUUGAUGUCGUGAAGAUGUGUUUUUCGCUGAAAGAGGGCCGGUUCGUUCAUGGCACGUCAACAAGAAACAGUGAUCCAUCCAUCUACAAUGACGCGACGAGGGUCUUUAUUUUUGCUCAUCGAAAUUUAACUUCUGAUGUUGAACAAGUCGGGUUCGGAUAAAGCAUUUUUUAUAAAAUCACAUUUACGAUUAUACGAUACUGAAUUUGAUUAUAAUGUGAAUGCGGGCUUCUCGUCCUCUUCUAUUGACAACGAAUUGUUUUCCAUACAACCUUCUCCACCAUGAUAACUGAAGAUGGCGCCCGACCGUGUCCCCUACACACGUCCCUGUGUAGUGUUUUUGUAAAUUGCCAUUGGUUCCAACCCCAUCUUGACCUUUUUUAGUUGUUUUGUAGAAUCAUGUACAAUGUUUUGUUGAUCGUUGGUUUCUCGAAGAAGUAAGAGCAAAUAGAUGAAGAUGAAGUGGAAGUAGAAGCAGCUCAGCUUUGUCCUAUGGAUGAUCUUGUCGCUGUCAUGAUCCAUCGUUCUAUUACGUUCUAAGUUCUUCUCGGGUGUAGCUCGUCGCUACUUACACUUUCUGACUACAACGAAUAAUUACAAAUUAAGUAGAUAAAGUAGACCUGGAGUCGCUACGACGAGCAUCCCAAUUUGUAUUUCUUUGAUUUCUUUUCCUCAUUUGUAAAAUAUCGAAAUAAGGUAAAAACUAGUGAUAAUGCGCACGUUCGUCCUGCUCCAUUUUUUUACGUCGUAAUUUGAACACUUCUCUCAAAACAUGACGAUGACGCGAAGUGAGCUUCUGCUCUCGCUGACGGAAAGCGGGCGGGUCUUCGCGGAGUACUUCUGCGGGAUCGCAUUCUUUGCGGUCAUCCCCCUCUCUCUCUUGGUCUAUUUGGUCAGCCUCGUAGUGAAAGACGAGCCCCUCGUCGGGCUCUUCCUAUGGUUCUCCGGCGUCAUUUUCUGUACGUGGUUGACGAUGUAUAUGGUAGACCAGUUUCUGCUUGUGGAUCUACGACGCAAACAAGGUGCUGCGAGCCAACAUCAGAGGGGAAGUGAGGACACGCAGCGUAAAGAUGGAGCUUUGCCGAGUGUAAGCUUGUUUGUCGAGAAGGUCAGCAAUUUGGUCAGCGGUCAUUACAAAGCACUCACGGCUGCCGUUGGCUCAGCAUUUGGUGCAAAUAGAGGAACAACUCCGUCUCUAACAUCAACGACUUCCAGCGCAUCUGCUUCCACCCCUCCAUCAAUUAUUGCAUCGUCCUCGUCUAAGGAUCUCCCAAAGAACAUGACUUCUACAGCAAUGGAUGCGCCGCACGGUCGCUUAGAGGGAUACCCGGUGGGAACGAAACUCCGUAUGGGUUUUCGCCGAUGGGAAUACGAGUGGACUGAGAAGCACUUGCCUGGCUCUGUUCUACGCCGAUGGGAGUUCCUGUGUGACGAGGAGGGUGACGCCCUUUUCCGACGAUACGGAAGCAGCCUUACGAGUGCCCACUUCAUUGACGCAAUCUUCGAGUUAGAGAAGAUGAAGCAUGUGCUGAGGAGCAAAAGCACCACACCAGCUUCGCUGGCUGCCGGCUCUCCUCUUCUAGACCAACAAGACAGACAAGGACAACUACAAUCUAGCUCCUCACCAGGAAAAACCCCUUCGUCGACACCAAUGAGUAAUGAAGUCCCUGAGCUUCUGAAGCCUGCGCCGUGGGUCGACAUGGAAUUACUAGAACAAGGAUGCCGUUUUUACCGUGCUUUGUGGCCUCUGAUCAGCUAUCAGUUUAGCUGGGCAGUGGUCGGGGGUUUCGGCGCUGAGGCUGCAGCCGCGGUUCUGUUGAAAACGCGCUACUGGGCCGACCAGGGCCCUACCGGGAAGAUCGACACCUGGAACCGCUUACGGGAAACUUUGUGUUUCCUUUACGACAUUUGCUGUCACGGAGCCGAAGGGUUUCGUCCGGGCUCCGGACCAGCGUGGAGAAGCUGUUUAUUAGUUCGCUUUUUGCACGCGCGCACUCGUGAAGGAGUCUGGCGUAAAUACGGAUCCUCGAAGAAGACAGCCGCCGCACGAAGCGAGUACAUGCAAGCGCUGGAACGGACGGCGGCGAGCUGCUUGUUAGAGGACGACGAGCAGUGGAACUACAUUUUGGAACAGCAGGAGCUUCGACACCGACCUUCAUCUCUACGUCUUUCAGGCGCGAGUGCUGGUGCCAAAGAUGGCGCGUCACCUUCUCCGCAGAGUGGCAAGAAAGGAAAUUUCAGAGCAUCAGAUAAUCCACCAGUAAGCCCCUCAAGUUGGGUUCCAUCUUUCUUUCGAAGCGGGAGCCCGACUAGCGCCAAGUCAAAUUCACCCAGUAAUGCGGAAUCGCCAGAACAGAAAAAAUUCGGGAGCGAUGGGAAAAAUGAACAUGGGCAUGAAAGGACUAAGGACAAGGGCGAGCAGCGAGUAGGAGGAGACGCAGAAGAGCAAUUGGGUUCUUCUUCGUCGACGGAGAGCGAGCACCCGGAUGGUGAGCACAACGUGGACGGGAGAACCGCUACCGGUGGCGUGCACGUUGUUCAACAAGAAGAUAGUUUUGAUUUUGAGAAGUACGGCGAACCCAUCAACCAAGCCGAACUGAUCGGAACGCUACUCGGGAGUUCCGUCUUGCUCUUGCACGGGCUCGAGGAGAUGAGUUUCGGCGCAAAAAUUCCGCAGAAGCAGAAAGAAGGUUUCGUGCACCUGUGGCGGGUUGUUGGCUACUUGUUCGGGAUUCGGGAUGAGCUGAAUCCGAACUUGAAUUUUGCGCAUGGAACAACGGUCAUGCAGAGUUUAUACACUUUUGGAAUACCUGCGGAACCGGAUCCAGAUCUCAGUUCAGUCCUCGCUGUGCACAUUUGCGAUUCAGUCGCCGAAGGUUUUGCGACCGACCUAAUGGGACGCGGUGGGAGCGGGUCAGCGAGCACUGGCGCUUCGACUCCUGAUGUUGCAAGGAAAAGCGCAAGUCGUGUCUCAACACCAUCCUCAUCAAAUCUGGAACAACAACCUCCUGCCGCGGUUGUAUCGCAUGCAGGAUCAUCAGGGAAGACGAGUGAUGGCACGAAAUCAUCUGCCGUGGAGAAGGUGGAAGGGAAGCAAGAAAUAAGCUCUACUCCUGAUGCACAGAUGCCGACAGUCGAGCCGGAUAGCCCAUCUUUGACAGCGAAACCGCGCUCCACAUUUUUGAUUUCGCCGAGCAUGGUCGCUGUUCCCGCUUGGCUUUUCCUCGGCGACGAAUACGCAAAGGCGCUAAAGUUGCCUCCCAUUACAUCGAUACAACGUUUCUUAGGACGCCUUCGCAUGUGGAGCAUGGGUUUGUUUUGUUUCUUCUACUUCCGCUUUUUUUCCUUGUGGGAAUUCUGUGGUGUGGCGUACCUGAUCGAAGCGGUGAUGCGCAGUUUCUUCGUCGCUGCGGUCCGUCAAAUUUGGACUAGACAGCCAAAGUGCCGUUUUGCGAAGGACCAGUGUCCCUACACAGAAAAGCGCAGAAGUAGUCGGCUCGGCGUUCGUUCAACGUCAACCGCGGGUGCAUCAGCUUCUUCUGAGGGCAAGAACAUGGUUUGUCCAGCGAAGCAACUGAAAGUGGACUGA